AUGGCUCCCCUCCUCCGUCUUCUCUGUCUCCUCCCUGUCGUCCUAGCUCUCCCUACUGCCCAUGUCCAGAGAGAGUCCCCCGACAAGCCCGCGCUCUCACCGUGGAACGCAGGUGCCACCACUUCCUUCGCUAUCCACUCGAGCUGCAAUGCCACGCAGCGCCGGCAGAUCGAAGCCGGCCUCAACGAGGCCGUCGCGCUAGCCGACCAUGCCAAAGCCCAUCUUCUCCGCUGGGGCAACAGCAGCGACAUCUACCGCAAGUACUUCGGCGACCGACCCAGCAUGGAAGCCAUCGGCGCGUACGACGUGAUCAUCAGCGGGGAUAAGAGGGAUAUGUUGUUCCGCUGCGACAACCCGGACGGCAACUGCUGGGGCGGCCACUGGCGCGGCAACAACGCCACCGGCGAAACCGUCAUCUGUGACCGCAGCUACACCACCCGGCGCUCGCUGCUCACCAUGUGCGCGCAGGGCUACACCGUCUCCGCGUCCGACACGAAUACUUUCUGGGCGGCGGACCUGAUGCACCGCCUGUACCAUAUGCCUGCCGUGGGGCAGGGGCGGAUCGAGCACUUUGCGGACGGGCAUGAGGAGGUGCUGACGCUGGCGAAGGGCGAGGGAGACGAGCCCACGCAUGACUCGGAGACGCUGCAGUAUUUUGCGCUGGAGGCGUAUGCGUUUGAUGUUGCGGUGCCUGGCGUGGGGUGUCCGGGGGAAGUGCAGGAGCAUGAGCAUGAGCAUGGGGAGGCUGCGACCAAGACGCAGACUCAGAGUCCGACGACGUCUACGGAUGUGCCCGCGAAUUGUCAUACGCAUGAGGGAGGGGUUCUUCAUUGCACGUAG
Molecule: messenger RNA, 840 nt
Organism: Aspergillus clavatus NRRL 1
Lineage: Eukaryota; Fungi; Ascomycota; Eurotiomycetes; Eurotiales; Aspergillaceae
Gene: aspf2
Product: major allergen Asp F2
Exons: 3
Coding region: 1-840 (279 amino acids)
Cellular component (GO): fungal-type cell wall; cell surface; extracellular region
Molecular function (GO): zinc ion binding; metallopeptidase activity; integrin binding
Source: RefSeq, a predicted model, not a curated record